ACACGCUUCUGUACGUCUCUUGUAGCUACACGCCUCUACCAUCGCCGAAAAUCUCUACCCGUUUUUCGCAGCGCGAGAAAAGUGCAGAAGAUCUCGCUAAAUUGUAGCAGCCGCGAAAGAGCGCAAAAUCGAAGUUUAUCCGAAAUCUUCUGACCCCCUUUCCCGUCCAGAACAGCUCUCUAGAAGAUGGCCACCGAAAUCCAACACGAAAAGGCCUUCCCAAAACAGGGUGCAUUCCUCACCGAAAAAACCAAGGAUGGGAAGAUUCGCCGUCAUCGGUGGUAUAAAAAUAUUGGCUUAGGAUUUGAAACGCCUAAAACGGCCAUCGAGGGUCAUUACGUUGACAAAAAAUGUCCCUUCACUGGCAACGUUUCGAUUCGAGGCCGCAUCAUCCGCGGUGUGAUUCUCUCGGUUAAGAUGAACCGUACUAUCAUUGUCCGCCGAGAUUAUCUUCACUAUGUACCCAAGUAUAAGCGAUUCGAGAAGAGACACCGAAAUAUUCCGGCGCAUAUUUCCCCGGCGUUUAUUGCGCCAAAAAGGGGUGAUAUCGUGACCAUUGGCGAGUGCAGACCUUUGUCCAAGACUGUUCGAUUCAACGUGAUUAAGCAUGAGCCGAUAUCCAUGAGUGCCACAGUUGGCAGAAAAGUUUUCCGCCUUUUUUAAUAAAAAAAAAAACAUAAGUCGAACGUCAAGAUCAAACUGUUUCAUUUAUUGGCUAUUUGCGAAUGUGUCUAUACCAUUGAACGAGCACCACCGCUCAUCUCUUCUCUUCUUGUAGAUAGAAAUCGGAGAUGAGAUACGGGACUUUUUGCCUUUGAGAUCGAUCAGCAAUUUGUUCAGAUAUGUUUCUCGAUCGCUCUGAUUCUUUCGAGGACCAUGAAAUCUAUGACAUCUAUCAUUCGGUGCCCGAUACCGUGUGGGGGAGGUUCGGCGAGUCGGACGCGCUAGCCUAUGAUGGAUUGCGCCUUGGGGGGCGUUCCUGCGACGACUCAGUUGCAAGUUCGAGCGGAUCGAGCAUCUCAAAACCGAGGGAGGCGCGAGAAGGUAAAUUCGAGGAAGAAGUUAAAUCGAGGAAAGACGUUCGACGAAAAAAAAAAAAAAAUGCCAGGAAAAUGGGUCGCACCCUUCCAGCAGACGGAGACGAAAUUGAGGAAGACCAAAAUGUCCAAGAGGCUUGGGACAAAUUGACAAAAACUUGCCCCACUCAGAAUUCCAGCGAAUGGGACGAGCUGACGGAAGAGCAGAAGUGCUUCCCAUCCUUUGAGGCCUGGGCUGCUUACAACGAAAAGCUAUGCCCAUCCACCAUAACUAGGAGCACCUCUGGGUUCAAACUAUACGAUUCGAUCGAUUACAGAGUUCAAUUGGAGGAGGCGAUGUGCAUCGUGCAGGGAGCGGGGUUCGAUUAUUCGCUGUUGGAGAAGAAGGUGGUGAUCGGGUUGUUCGUGAGGAUGGAUUUGGAGAGCGUCAUAGCCUGCAGCAGGACGUGCAAAAGGUGGAAUGAGAUAGCGAAGGAUAUAUCCUUAUGGAAGGAGAAAUUUGAGAGGUUGGAGAGGCAGAUAUUCGCGGACGAGCCCGAUGUGAAUAUAUGGGAGGAAGUGGGGGCGGACUUCGACGGGAACAGGGACGGCGACGCCGUGGACGAGUUGAAGAGAGCGAGUUUGAACGCCUUAGUGGCGGCGAUGACGUCUCAUACUGUUGUGCCUGAUUCUAUAGACGUGUUGACGUUCAUGGCGUCUUAUCAGACGUUCACGACUAUUCGCCAGGUAAUAAGGAAGUUGUUGCAGAGAUACAUGGUUCCGGAGAGGCAGUACGAGAACGAGGAGGAGAGGGUAAAAUACAUGGCCAUAGUGGUGAAGCCAAUACAGAUGAGAGUGUGCAAGCUGUUGAGACAGAUUGUGGAGAUGAGAUACAGUGAGCUGGAUAAGGACUUGAGGGAUUUGAUCAAGUGUUUCAUCAUGGGAAAAGUUGGCCAAUCAUUUUUGUCGAAGCGAUUGCAGAUAGCGAUUAGGAACUCCACAAUUGAAGAGAACAAGCCCAGUGAGCGACCGACAUGGCAAAUAGCUAAGCCAGACAUUCAAAAAAAGUUGACGACAGUGAAUAUUCUCGAUAUUCCUAGCGAAGAAAUCGCGCGUCAAUUGACUUUAAUCGAGUUUGAACUUUACUCCCAGAUUAAGCCAAUGGAAUUUUUUGGCCAGGCAUGGGCGAAGCCCAAGCUACACAACCGCGCGCCGAACAUUCGAAUGAUAAUAGAGAGAUUUAAUCAGGUGACGCGCUGGAUUACGACUGAAAUUAUUCGAGAGGAAAAAAUUCGAAAUCGAGUUAAACGUUUCACGAAAUUUGUUAAAAUUGCUCAAUCACUUCGUGCGAUGAACAACUACCACACCCUUAUGGCCGUCCUUGGCGGUCUCAAUGAAGGGCCUAUCUACAGACUUAAGCAUACGCGUUCAGAGCUUCCCCUCAAGGUGCAGCAGACUCUUAGUGAACUUCAACUUCUAAUGUCCGCCGAUGGAUCCUAUUGUGAAUAUCGACUCGCGCUUGCCAACUCCGCCCCACCCUGUAUUCCCUAUAUCGGUGUGUACCUCAGGGACCUCACCUACUACGAAGAGGGGUCCGGAAACAGCGAAGAGGGCUUCAUCAAUUUCAAAAGCAAGAAAAACGUCUAUACGACUAUCCAAAUCGUCCAGCGAUACCAAGUCAUCCCCUAUUCGUUCAAAAAACAGGAACGCAUCUGGAAUUACCUCAAGAACGUGUCCGGCAUGUCCGAUUCCGAGCUCUUCGAAAUGUCUGCUCUUCGCGAGCCGAAGAACUCCAAAAGAUCCGAUCUUCAAUAACACGCCGCAGCGCCUGUGUAUGCAUCUGCUAUGCCCCCUCGAGCUGAGCGAACCUCGAUGCGUCAACGCGCUUCCCGCUCUCUGUUGGUUCAGUCGACGAGCGCAUUCGAACGCCGCUCGCGUCUUCGUCGAAACCACCUCUCUCCGCAUCGGCCCAACUGUCGUAGCGCGCCUCCUACGACCGCAGACGAUGUCUAUGCGCAAGACGCGAACGCACAACGUGCUUUGUAUAGAUUUAAGGGGUCUAAUAUACGGCAAUACAAACAUUUGUCGCCUGAGUGUUUUCAA
This is a messenger RNA of Schistocerca gregaria, 3119 nucleotides long. RefSeq names its product ras guanine nucleotide exchange factor A-like. The coding region runs from base 843 to 2831 and encodes 662 amino acids. Gene Ontology annotation, cellular component: plasma membrane. Gene Ontology annotation, molecular function: guanyl-nucleotide exchange factor activity; protein binding. The record is from RefSeq and is a predicted model, not a curated record. Lineage: Eukaryota; Metazoa; Arthropoda; Insecta; Orthoptera; Acrididae. Gene Ontology annotation, biological process: Ras protein signal transduction; positive regulation of GTPase activity. The transcript has 3 exons.